This is a messenger RNA of Triticum turgidum subsp. durum (durum wheat), 1386 nucleotides long. NCBI's taxonomy places the organism in Eukaryota, Viridiplantae, Streptophyta, Magnoliopsida, Poales, Poaceae. The record is from the annotation of a GenBank genome assembly.
AUGUCGCGAUGGCGUCGCGGCCGCCCGUCGCUGCUCCUGCUCCGUCGAGCCUUCCUCCUCGCAGCCGUCUCUGCCGCCGCCCUCUUCCUUCUCCUCAGCCAUCAGGGCCCUGACCCCCGCAAACCCUCCUCUUCGUCUCCCGACUCGGCCUUCUCGGAAGAGCUCUCCGUUGACCCGCCUCCCCACUUCGUCUUCUUGGAAGAGCUAUCCGUGGACCCGCCUCCCGCCUCGGCCUUGCCGGAAGAGCUCUCCGUUGACCCGCCUCCCGCUUCGGCCUCCUCGGACGAGCUCCAUGUCGUGCCGCCUGACGCGGCGGCUGGUUCGGAGGGAGGGCCCGGCGGGUCAACGUGCGCGACGGUGGAGGAGAUGGGGGAGGAGGCCGUCGGCGCGGGGUCGACUGAGGCGGACAGCCUCCGCGUCCGCGAGCUGAUUCGGCGCCACUUCCUGCUCCACGGCGCUGCGAGAGUUAGGUCGCUGCCUGCAGCUGAGUUCUGCAAACAAGGCUUUGUGUUGGGGAAAGCAUCUGAAGCUGGGUUUGGCAAUGAGAUGUACAAGAUAUUAACGGCAGCAGCUCUGAGUGUUAUGUUAAACCGCUCCCUGGUCAUCGGCCAAACCAGGGGAUUAUAUCCAUUUGGACAUUACAUUUCUUAUACUGACCACUCGUUUACUAUUGGAGAAAUCAAGCAUUUAUGGAGGAAAAACCGAUGUGCCCAAACAUAUGGUAGAGAUCUGAAUGUGAGGGUAGACGAUUUUGAGAAUCCCUCGGAGACAAAUGUUCUUUGUAGUGACUGGAGCAGAUGGAAAGAUCCAAUAAUCUGGUUUGAUGGCACAACAAAUGCAGUUGGAAUCCAGUUCUUUCUAAAGAAUGUUCACCCUGAAAUGAAAACUGCUGCUUCAACAAUUUUUGGAUCCUUAGGCAUGCUACAUGCCAGGCCUAAUACAUUCGGGGAACUUAUGCGAGUGAUCAUAUCUCCCUCCCAGGUAGUCCAGAAAGCAGUUCAGUGGGCAUCGAAGGGUUUCAGUCCAGAUAUUGUUCUGCACAUGCGAAUGAUGGCCAAUAGGCCAGUACGAGCAAGAACUGCUGCAGUUGGUUGUAUUCAGAAAGCUAUACAGAUUUCUGGUUUGAAGGGUACACCUCGGGUGGCAUUGAUCUCCGACACACCAUCAUUUGUUAAGGAGAUGAAGCAAGAGAUCAGUGAGUUUGCAGAGGUAACUUAUUUUGAUUACAAAUCGUUUGCCAAGAGUUUUGACCUAGAGAUGAAUGGAAAGGACAAGCCCUUGGACUUCCGGUCACGAGACUGGGGAUCAGCUCCAAGGUGGGCGGCCUUCGUCGAUUUCUUCCUGGCCUCAAGCGCCAGGCACACGGUCAUCACCGGAGCGCAUUGA